Messenger RNA from Hordeum vulgare subsp. vulgare (domesticated barley), 1793 nucleotides. Its product is annotated as DEAD-box ATP-dependent RNA helicase 6-like. Gene Ontology annotation, biological process: cytoplasmic stress granule assembly; P-body assembly. Gene Ontology annotation, cellular component: cytoplasmic stress granule; P-body. The transcript is spliced from 7 exons. Gene Ontology annotation, molecular function: mRNA binding. The record is from RefSeq and is a predicted model, not a curated record. NCBI's taxonomy places the organism in Eukaryota, Viridiplantae, Streptophyta, Magnoliopsida, Poales, Poaceae. Bases 1 to 720 code for a protein of 239 amino acids.
AUGGAUGAACUUACACUAAAGGGAAUUACACAAUUCUAUGCUUUUGUGGAAGAAAGGCAGAAAGUUCAUUGUCUUCACACCCUCUUUUCCAAGCUUCAAAUAAACCAGUCAAUAAUAUUCUGCAACUCUGUAAAUCGUGUUGAGCUUUUAGUGAAAGAGAUCAUGGAGCUUGGUUACUCUUGCUUCUACAUCCAUGCAAAGAUGCUGCAGGACCACCGUAACAGAGUUUUUCAUGAUUUCCGUAAUGGGGCAUGCAGGAACCUUGUUUGUACAGUGCUUGGAGCUCCUGUGACAGUUGCUUCUCUUCUUGUACAACCUGUUGGAGCAGUUCCAGGGGCACCUCUUCCUAUCAUCUCUCAAUCUGCUGAUAUUGGUACACCUACUGAAUUCCUAUUACUGAAGAACAUGUUUGACCCAGUAGUGGAGAGGGAUCCUGAUUUUGAUUUGGAUAUUAGAGAUGAUGUGCAAGACGAAUGUUCGAAAUUUGGUGUAGUGAAACAUAUUUUUGUUGACAAAUCGCCGCCACCGCCCUCCUCCCGCGAACGGCGACUCAUAGUGCAGCCCAAAGAUUGGAGCGGUUGGAUUGCCGCCGCCGCUCUCCUCCCGGAGCGGGUGCUAAUUGGCCUAGGCGCCUACCCGGAGCACGACGCGGAUGUCUCCGCCUCUCUGGCAAAGACCAGGCGGUCGACGAGACGCCGGAGACGGAGACGACCUGAGUAGGUUAGGGUUGGGGGUGCGGGGGGCUCGCUAGCGUCGGAGAAGAUGCGGUGGUGCGGGGUGUUUGGAGGGAUGGCGGCGCUGCCAACACCGGCCGCGGAUGGCCGGAACCGGCGGUUGGUGCCAAAGCCAGUGGGUUCGACGAGCGGGCGCGCCUAUUGACGAUGGAGGCAGGCGGAGAUGGAUGGUAGUGGGUGGGGUCGGGCGGGCUCGACCACGGCAGCAGCUCCACCUCGCAUCUCAUUCAGGUUUCUUUCAGCUUCAUGAGCUUAAGAUUCUGGCCACCAAGGCCAAACUGGAUGCAGCUGAGGUUCAGUUCACCCCACUGUUAUCUCAGUUAACAGCUUACUGUUAUCUCAGUUAACAGCUUCAAAGCAGAGGUGCAGACUCCGGGUCCGGGUGCGCAUCCCACUGAUGCGGGGGGCCUUCAAUCCAAAUCAUGACGACGCGGUGGUCAGCCUCCAGAUUUUUUGACCGUCUUCAGCAUGGUUUCUCAGGGGGGGGUAAUUUGGUGGGUGGAGAGGGAGGGGAGGUGCCAUGGGAGAGGACAACCAUGGGGUGCGCCGGUGCGGGAGUGCAUGAUACAAAGAUAAGAUGGGGUGAAAGUGUAAGAGAGAUUACCUGGGUCGUCGUCUGACGCUGCCGCCAACGGAUGCUUGGAGCUACAAAUGUGACAUAUAUUUCAUGAAAUAUUCACAUCAUGUAUUGUAGUUGAUUGUUCUUUUUCAGGAAGCAGGGAUUAUUUUCAAUUAUCAAGUUUUUGCCAAAAAUGUAGAUUGUACUGAAGGUUUCAUGUUUGUGGUUCCGAUUUUUGAUUUUUUUGUAACAAGUUCAGUAGCAAACAUGGGUCCACAAAUUGUUUAGAUGCAUGUCUCGAUGAGUGCAUGACCAUGUAAAUGUAUCCCUUAACUUUGUGGUUUAAAUGCACAUUAGAAUGACCUGGUUAGAUAUGAAGACCUAUUUGUAUUAACAUUCUCCUAGAGUUUGAGAAAUCUUUAUAAGAAUUGGUCUGACUAUGUAGUACAAACUUGGUACAUUGGACAUAGGAAGGGUUAAUUCUUAUUCAUUUGAUUUGA